Gambusia affinis (western mosquitofish) is the source of this 5299-nucleotide messenger RNA. It is a transcript of the gene wnt7ba, whose product is annotated as wingless-type MMTV integration site family, member 7Ba. The transcript has 4 exons. Gene Ontology annotation, biological process: positive regulation of JNK cascade; cell fate commitment; neuron differentiation. The record is from RefSeq and is a predicted model, not a curated record. The coding region runs from base 3074 to 4594 and encodes 506 amino acids. Gene Ontology annotation, molecular function: cytokine activity; frizzled binding. Gene Ontology annotation, cellular component: extracellular region. Lineage: Eukaryota; Metazoa; Chordata; Actinopteri; Cyprinodontiformes; Poeciliidae.
GUCGCUAAAAAAUAUAGCUCGGCUUUCCUCUGAUCUUGAAGAAGAGGUUGGGGUGGGGGGGGGAGGCUUCGAGAUGCUCAGUUUGGUAAUCUCUCAAGAGCAGGAUGCUCGCUCUUCAACGUGGAAGCAAUUUCCCUCCGUCAGCUCCGUCUGGUUUCCCUGAAACUCGGAACAACUGUAAAUUACAUUUGAUUAAAAAGCGGCGUGUUUUGAUUUACUGGCUUCGCCUUUGGGGGGGAAAAGUUCUGCGUUUUAUCUGUGAAAUCGAACAUCCCUGCUGUGAGCAGGAGGCGGUGAUAGUCAUCUCUAACCAAAACCCCUGGGCCCGGGCCCAGUGUUUCCACUCCCCGCCAUUACAUAUUUAAAUAUAAGUUCCAUGUGUUUGCCCUAUUAGCGGCUAAACAACGUUGCUGACAUUGUGGCUGGGCUUAAAAGCAAACUUGAGCAAUGCAUAGUUAAGGACCUACGUGAAGCACAGGACCUGAACGCAUCACCAAGGUCUUUGAUGCCUCGGUCCAAUUAAAGCCCACAUGACCUGUUGAAAAAAGAAUGCUUUGAUUCUUUUUCCAUCGUUGUUUUUUUGUUUUCUCGCCCAAACAAAUGCUUAAUAAGGCAUGUAAAUAGUGAUCAAUAAUGAAUAUUAAUCAUGUCCUGUUCCAAACUAGACGCCUCCAGAAACAUUAAAGACUUACUUUGAAGAAACCCCGCAGGUUGACUUGUCAGAAAAAUUGCUGUUUUAGCUCUUUUUGUGUGUGUGUGUGUGUGUGUCUGUGUGUGACGCAUUUCACUCCGAUCAUCUGAAACCGUUUUAACCCGAAUGUUUGUCCAAAGACAAUCUUGUAUCUCUCUGGCUGUAUUUGUUGUAGUAAAUAUAUAUAAUAAAUAGAUUAGUCCUCGUUUUGUGUUCCUCAUUUCUUUUCAAGCAGACUUUUCCUCAAGCUAAAUAACUGUAGAGUUAAACUACACCAAUAUUUAGAUCCUGUAUGUCGAAGUCCUGAUCACGUCGGGGUAAAUAUACCCAAUGGUUAGUUUAUGGUUCGAUAAUGGAUAGUUAAGCAUAAUCUAAUUGUACCCUCGAGAUGACAUUUGAGACGUACAAUUAAUGUUAAGUUGAUUAUUAACAACUUAUGAAAUGAGAGAGGAACAGUUCAGCAUAUAAUUAGUUCAUGUUUAAUGAUUUCUGUCUUUGCGUCUCUUAAUUGUUUCUUUAAAAACUCCUUUUGUGACUAGAUUGUAAAAACAGUUUACUGACCAUAAACUGACCAUAACCUAAUCACUGAAAUGAUCUAUGAAGAAAAUAACAUGGGGAAUUAAACAUUAGGUAACCAAUGAUCAUUACUCAUUAAUUUACCAGUAAGUAACCAGUUUAAAACGCAGCAGCGUAAUGUGGUGAGAAAUUAAUAAUAACGUAAUGUGCACAAGAGAUUAACUAAUCAUAGUAACAAUUUUUUUAAACAAGAUUUCAACAACAAGUAAUACUUUUCUGGGAAUCAACUAACUGAUUCAAAACAGAAUCAAAACUUGAUUAGAUAACAAAUAACUGAGCAUUAACUAACAUUAAUUAAUGAUUGGUUAUUAAAAACAACGACAUAGGGAAUGAAUAACUGACUAAUUACCUACUAGCCAGCAUUAACCAUGUGUUCUAGAUCCAAAUGGAGUCUGAAAUUAAUCAGGAGGUAAUGAAUAUAAACAGGAGUGGAUGGAGUAAAUCAUUAAGUGAUACUUUGUAGAUCACAAAUUAACAUUAAUCAUUGUUUAUAAAUGAAAAUUAAACAACUCAAACUCCACUAGCUACUCAAAUGUUAAAACAAAAGUUAGUUUAGCAGGUAAUUCUUUAGGUCCUUGUGAGUUUCCGUGUAAAUUCAGUAAACUUAUUUCACAGAGUCCGAGGAGUCGACUGGACCGCUGCAUUUCUGUUUCUCAUUGGCCAUGAAAUCAUUGUGCACCACAAACAAACACACAAAAGGAUUACAAGUCAAUCAAGUCAAAAGAUAUAUUUGAGAAAGUCCAAAAUAAGUGUUUGUUUACAGUAAACAGCUAGGCAAGCAUUUCCAUCCAAAGGGCAGAAAAAGAGCUUUUCUGACUGUUUCUGAAUGUGACUCCAUUAAAAUUAAGUAAUUUGAGAACAUAAAAAAAUAAUCAUAAUAAUAAAAAAAAUCCUUCCAUACUCAAGAUUCCCCAGGCAAUUCCUUCAGUAAUCCUGAGUGGAAGAUAACGAUAAGAAAUGGCUUUGCAGCAAAAACGUUUUUCUCUGAGUUUUUCCUCGGUGUCACCACAAGAGGGCGUAAUGUUCGAAUACGCACCAGAGAAGUUCAAACUGAUGAAAACCUAUUAAAUGACAUUUAAUACAGAAAUAUUGAAAAGUAUGCACACGUCGGGGCUCCUGGUGCACGAAUUACGUCAUGUAGGUGAUCAUUCUGUGGCUCAGGCUGCUUAAUGGCGAUAUGGAUCAAGUGCCGUAAACGUCUAAGGUUUUUUUACACGGACUUUGGACUUUAUAGAGACACAUUGGACCAACACGAGCAGAAGAAAAACAACUGUUUUUUUUUUUGGUUUUUUUUAUUGGUCAUAAUAUUAUAAUUCUCUGAUAAGCUGAAUAUUGUGUUUUCUUUACCUCGAAACUACUAUAGUCAUCUGAACUGAAAUACUAUUAUAAAUCUUUAUGAUUAGUUUUUUUUUUGUGUUUUUUUAAUCAAGUUAUUGCGAUUAAAUAAUCUAGCGAAAAAAAUUCUAAUCUUUAUUGAGAUGCAGCUAUAACAGACAAGUGGUGCAUUUUUGUAGUCGCAGGGUUUGUUUAUACAUCAGGCUGACUACAAACUGUUUUUGCGGUCUGGACAAAGUCAGCGGAAACAUUGAAAAGACAAAGAACAUCAGCGCUAAUUACUUUUUAUUUUUUUUUAUGUUUUAGCAUUGACUUAAAAGAUACCUAGUGUAUUGAAUGACAUGUUGCCGUUUUCGCAGCAGAGCUGAAACUCAAUCUGCUAACUUUUAAGAGGGAUUUAGUCAAAACCUAAGGAUUAUUCGUGUGAAUAACUCUAAACGAAACGUGAAAACCACCAUGUCUUGAAUCGAGAUGUGGAGGGAGCGAAAUGGGGGCGAGGGGGUUGAUGGGCGGGGAUGUGGGGGUGUGCAGGCUCAUUCCAGUGGGCUGGUGCACUCCCUUCCAUCUCCACAACAUUCCCACUUUUGGAGACCUGACCAAAGCGCGUCCGGACUCGGAGCCACGUGUCCCCCCCCCUCAUCCCCCCACUCCCACCUUCCCUCCGUUUCCUCUUUUUCUUCCCCCGACCAUCACCCUACCAAGCCCUCUUUCAGGCCAGGUGUCAGGAGCGCCCAUCGGCCGGGAGAUGCAGCGUCUGGUCUGCCGCACACGGACAGCGGGCUCGGAGCUGCCGCAGAGCGCCUCGGCUCCCUCCGGACUGCUUCUAACACUCCUUUGAAUCCACAAAUAAGGACAUACUUCUUCACAAUCAUUUUUUUACCUCCCUCCUCCCCCCCAAAAAAAGAGAGAGGGCAAAGCAGGUUGUGUUCAAUGCGUAGCCAUGCUUCUCAUCUCGUCUCGCAGUGCGCUGCUGUCCGUCUACUACCCGCAGAUCUUCCUCAUCCUCACCAGCGGGCGUUGUCCUCCGUGGUGGCCCUGGGCGCCAACAUCAUCUGCAACAACAUACCAGGACUGGCACCCCGUCAGAGGGCCCUCUGCCAGAGUCGCCCGGACGCCAUCAUCAUCAUCGGCGAGGGCGCCCAGUUGGGCAUCAACGAGUGCCAGUACCAGUUCCGCUACGGGCGCUGGAACUGCUCUGCCCUGGGGGAGAGGACGGUCUUCGGACAAGAGCUGAGAGUAGGCAGCAGGGAGGCAGCAUUCACCUAUGCCAUCACAGCCGCUGGAGUUGCCCAUGCGGUGACGGCGGCCUGUAGCCAAGGCAACCUAAGCCAGUGUGGCUGUGACCGCGAGAAGCAGGGCUACCAUGACCGGGAGGAGGGCUGGAAGUGGGGAGGCUGCUCAGCAGAUGUCAAGUACGGCGUGGAGUUUUCGCGACGCUUUGUGGACGCUCGUGAGAUCAAGAAAAAUGCCCGCCGGCUGAUGAACCUCCACAACAAUGAGGCGGGUCGAAAGAUCCUGGAGGAGAGGACGAAGCUGGAGUGCAAGUGUCACGGCGUCUCCGGUUCCUGCACCACCAAGACCUGCUGGAUCACCCUGCCGAAGUUCAGAGAGGUCGGCUACCUGUUGAAGGAGCGCUACGGCGACGCGGUGCAGGUGGAGCCUGUCCGGGCCUCGCGGCUCCGCCAGCCCUCCUUCCUGCGCCUGAAACAGGCCCGGGGCUACCAGAAGCCCACGGACACGGACCUGGUGUACCUGGAGCGCUCGCCGAACUACUGCGAGGAGGACAAGAUCACGGGAAGCACGGGGACGAGGGGCAGGCUGUGCAACGGCACUUCCACUCACACGGACGGAUGCAACGUGAUGUGUUGCGGCCGGGGCUACGACACGCACCACUACACGCGGGUCUGGCAGUGCAACUGCAAGUUCCACUGGUGCUGCUUCGUCAAGUGCAACACCUGCAGAGAGAAGUCGGAGGUUUUUACCUGCAAGUAGGCGCAAGGCAACGGGGACUCCGAAAACGACGGGCCUCAAGAUAUUUAUUACAUUUUGCACAUUUUGGCAUCGUAUUUCUAAAGAAACAGAAACUCAAGCUGAAUUUGAGCUGCAGAAGUCACUGGGAGCAACAGAGACGGACGACUUUGCAGAGGUUUUCAACUUUUUUCAAAUAUUCUUACGCAACAGCCGCAAACUUGAACAUAUUUUUUUAGGGAUUUUUUUUAGUGAUAGACCAGCAAUAAGUAGUUGCUGCAGCUUUGAACAAGCAUGAAAACAUUUUUUUGUUUGUUUUGUGGACAGUAAUUUUCCCGUCUUGGAAGAUUUUUUUUAGUUGGAUUUAGAGCUGAGCUUUGACUGGGCCACUAACAGUCACUGUAGCUCUGGUUGUAUAUAUUUUUAGAUGAAAAAGUCUGCAUAUAAUUUUCUUUCCACUUCACAAUUACGCAUUACUUUAUGUUGGUCUAUCACAUGAAAACACUAAAACAUAUUUAGGUUUGUGGCGAUUACUUUUGCAGGAAAACUAUUCGCUUCCAUACUGGUGUUAAGAGGACGUUGCAUUACUAAGGCAAAUUUUUGACAUCGAGCAACGGCUGUUGGUUAUUAUUUUAACAUUUAUGUUCUGGGGAACAUAAAUCAGAAAUGUACUUUGGACUGCCUUGGAAGAAGCCUCCACAUGCGACCCGAAGAAAUGGCAGCCGAGCA